UGCCCUGCCCGCCUGCCCGCCGGCCGCCGCUGCGCGCGCUGCCCGAGACCAUGAUCCUGGGCCGGCGCCGCCCCUGCCUGCUGCUGCUGCUGCCGCUGGGCCUGCUGCUGGGCUGCCGCCCGCUGCCCACGGGCGCGCAGCGGGUCAAGGUGCUCUUCACCCCCGCCAUCUGCCGCGUGCACUGCCGCGAGGGGCGCUGCAGCAACCGCUGCGAGCGGGGCAACGCCACCACCCUGUACAGCGGGGAGAACGCCCGGCCGGCCGAGGGGGCCCCCGGAUUCCGCGUCUUCCUGUGCCCCCUCAUCUGCCAAAAUGGGGGAGUCUGCCUCAAGAAAGACCAGUGUCUGUGCCCCCCCAACUGGACUGGCAAGUUCUGCCACAUCCCGGCUCUUCCUCGUUCCCACGGACAGGCCCCCGCCCGCCGAGGGACGGACGCCCGGUCGGAGGGGGGAAUGCAGCCCGCCACCAAGUCUGUCUACACCCUCCCCAUCGCCAACCACCACGAAGAGCGUCAUGGCGUGGCGUCGGUGGCAAACGUCUACGUGGAGCACCCGCCCGAGGCCUCCGUCGUCAUCCACCAGGUGGAACGGGUGACCGAGGACCCGCCGGGGGACGCCAACGCCCUCCCGCUCUCCCGCCCGGCCUUCCGCAGCGCCCUGGCCCAGAGCAGCGCGCGCGACCCGGCUGGCUACCACGUGGACUCCGGCUUCGGCUACUGCUUCAGGCAGCUCCGCGGCGAGGAGUGCAGUGCCCCCCUGCCUGGCCUGCGCACCCGUGAGAUCUGCUGCCGGGGGGCCGGCGUGGCCUGGGGUGUUCACGACUGUCAGCCCUGCGCCAACGGGGACGCCGAUGGCACUGGCCCGGUGGGAAGGAAUGAGGUGGCCUGCCCCAGGGGCUUCCAGCGUCAGAACGGCUCCUGCCUCGACGUGGAUGAGUGCCAGGAGGGCAGCUUCUGCCACAACGGAGACUGCACCAAUACGCGGGGCAGCUUCGCCUGCGUGUGCCACGAGGGGUACAUCCUGGACUCAUCCCGCAGCAGCUGCAUCUCUCACCACGUGAUCUCAGAGGCCAAGGGCCCCUGCUUCCGCGUGCUGCGGGACGGUGGCUGCUCCCUGCCGAUCCUCCGCAACAUCACCAAGCAGAUCUGCUGCUGCAGCCGCGUGGGCAAGGGUUGGGGCCACGGCUGCGAGCGCUGCCCGCCCUUUGGCUCAGAUGGGUUCAAGGACAUCUGUCCCGCUGGCCCCGGGUACCACUACUCAGCCUCGGACCUGCGCUACGACACGCGCUUCCUUGGCCAGGACCUGCCCCGGGUGCCGCUCAGCCGCCAACCAGGAGGACGGGAGCCUGCAGCCAGGCCACCUCAGAUGACAGCAGCACCUGCCCUCCUUCGCUGGACCCUGGCGCCCACUGUCCCGCCUGACCGUCGUCCUCCCUGGCACCUGCCCACCCAGCCCAGCAGGGCGGAGCCGCCUGCCCCAGAGACGGAGCAGGGCGUGUGCGAGCAGCGGCCCCAGGUGUGCGGGCCGGGACGCUGCAUCCCCCGCCAGGGCGGCUACACCUGCGUGUGCGAGCGCGGCUACUGGCUGAGCCCUCAGGGCACACACUGCGUGGAUGUGGACGAGUGCCGGCGGAGUCCGCGCCCGUGUGCGCACGGCCACUGCGAGAAUUCGGUGGGCAGCUUCAGCUGCAGGUGCCGGGCCGGCUACCAGGCCGACCCCUCGGGAGCCGAGUGCCGGGACAUCGACGAGUGUGCCAAGUCCCCACCGCCGUGCGCCCAGGGGCGCUGCCAUAACACGCCCGGCUCCUUCCGCUGCUCUUGCCCCGGCGGCUACCACCUUGACCCCGCUGGCUUCGAAUGCCAGGAUGUGGACGAGUGCCAGGAGAGCCCUUCCAUCUGCCAGCCUGGCCGUUGCGAGAACGUGGCUGGCGGGUAUCGCUGCACCUGCCCAAUCGGCUACCAGCCCAGCCCGCCGGGGACCCAGUGCGUAGACGUGGACGAGUGUCAGCAGAGCCCCCCGCCCUGUGGCUCUGGGCGCUGCGAGAACGCGCCCGGCGGGUACCGCUGCCUCUGUCCGGCCGGAUUCCGCGCCAGCCUCACGGAGAACCAGUGCCUUGACGUCGAUGAGUGCUCGGCGGGGGCGCCCUGCGGCCCUCGGGGCCACUGCGUCAACACGGAGGGCUCGUUCCGCUGCCAGUGUGGCCAGGGCUACCGGGCAGACGGCACCGGGGCCUCCUGCGUGGACAUCAACGAGUGCCUGGAAGGCGACUUCUGCUUCCCACGGGGCGAGUGCCUCAACACCGACGGGUCCUACACAUGCCUGUGUGCCCAGGGCUUCGCCACCGCACCCAGCGGGGCCUCCUGUGUGGACAUCGACGAGUGCCAGGGCAGCGCGGUCUGUGCCGGCGGGCACUGUGCCAACACGGAGGGCUCCUUCGAUUGCUACUGCCCGCCUGGCACCCGCAGCAGUGCCAACAAGGCCUCCUGUGAGGAUAUCGACGAGUGCCAGGAGUAUGGGGCAGCCCUCUGCGGGACGCGGCGCUGCGAGAACUCGGCCGGCUCCUACCACUGCGUGGCGGAGUGCCAGGAGGGCUACCAGGCCGGCAGCAACGGGCAGUGCGCCGACAUCAAUGAAUGCCAGGAGUACGGGACCGGCCUGUGCGGGGAGAAGCGCUGCGAGAACACGCCGGGCUCCUAUCGCUGUGUGGCCGUCUGCCGGGCCGGGUACCAGGCCACUGGCACUGGGGACUGCCUGGACGUGGACGAGUGCGGGAACAGCUCUCUGUGUGGGGCCCACGCCACCUGCCACAACCUGCCGGGCUCCUUCCAGUGCAUCUGUGACCAGGGCUACGAGAGCACCAGGGACGGGCAGCUCUGCCUGGACGUCAACGAGUGCGAGACCCUGCAGGGGGUGUGUGGCGCGGCCCCCUGCGAGAACGUGGAGGGCUCCUUCCUCUGCAUCUGCCCUCGAGCUGGCGAAGAAUUCGACCCAAUGACGGGGCGCUGCGUUUCUCUGCCGGGCGCUGCGCACGCCCCAGUCUUCCCCAGACGUCCAGAGGUGUCGCGGCCGGAGCCCCCCACGGCCGGAGCCGACGGCGGCCUGCGCCGCGAGUGCUACUACGACCCCAGUGCCGCGCAGGCCUGUGAGAACGUCCUGGCGUGGAACGCCACGUGGCAGGAAUGCUGCUGCAGCCUCGGCCACGGUUGGGGCACCGACUGCCGCAUCCAGCCGUGCCCCUCCCGGGAGACAGCCGAGCACCGGUCCCUGUGCCCCCACGGCAAUGGCUACGCUGCUGCAUCUGCUGGCCCCGGAGGCGCCUUGGCCUUCGCAGACGUGGACGAGUGCGCCCUCUUCAGCUCCCAGGUGUGCAGAGGCGGCGUCUGCGUGAACAAGAUUCCCGGCUACUCCUGCUACUGCCCCAACGGCUACUACUACGAGACGCAGCACCUGGAGUGCAUCGAUAACGACGAGUGCCUGGACGAGGAGGCGGAGCCCUGCGUGGGGGGGCGCUGCGUCAACACCCUCGGCUCCUACCACUGCGAGUGCGCUGCCCCGCUGGUGCUGGACGGCUCGCGGCGCCGCUGCGUGGCCAACAGCAGCCAGGGCUCCGGCGACCACCUGUCUGUGUGCUGGCAGGAGGUGGGCCCGGACCUGGUGUGCAGCCACCCCCGCCUGGACCGCCAGCUCACCUACACCGAGUGCUGCUGCCUCUAUGGGGAAGCGUGGAGCAUGGAGUGCGCCCUGUGCCCGGCCCGCGACUCCGAUGACUUUGAGGCACUGUGCAACGUCUUGCGCCCCCCCAGCUAUGGGCCGGUGCACCCAGGAAGUGUGGGGCUGCCCUUUGAGUAUGGCGGCGGUGGCGGCUUCCUGCCCUACAGCCCAGAGAUAUUUGCCCCAGCCCCUCGGCCGGACCCCCGGCUUCCUGACUUCGGUCCUUUUCCCCGUGACUCCCUCUACGGCCUGCCACCCUACGAAGCCCCCGACUUUGAAGAGCUGCCCUACAGGGAUACGCUGCAGCAGAGCCCCGCAGAACCCCCCCGGGGCAGCUACCGGCCACGCAGCCCCCCCGAAGUGGAGUGGCAGUACCCCUUGCACGACCGCGAGAGCACCUACCCCGAGCGGCCGGGCAGGGCCAGUGAGGGCUACAGCCGCUUGGAGGGCUUCGGGGGGCUCCAAGCCGAAGAGUGCGGGAUCCUGAGUGGCUGCGAGAAUGGGCACUGUGUCCGGGUGGGCGACGGCUUCACCUGCGACUGCCACGAGGGCUACCGCCUGGACCCGACCCGCAUGGCCUGCCUUGAUGUCGACGAGUGCAGUGAGAUGGAGGGCGUCUGCCCGGGCGGCCGCUGCCUCAACAUGGACGGCUCCUACCGCUGCCUGUGCCCCCGCGGCACGGUGCCCGUCGGGCAGCCGCCCCGCUGCGUCCCUGCCCCUCGCAGGCCAGCCUGAGCUGGGGCAGAAGUAUUUAUUGCCUGUAUAGACUGGGGACGGGGAGGGGCUUUGGGAGCGGAGGGACACGUGGGCCACCCCCAGGCCCACGGGAAGACUGCCCAGGAGCCGGCCGUGACCAGGGGGUGCCCUUGGUCCGGGGGGGGAGGUUCCACCCAGCUUUACCCCACUUCAUGCAGACAACUGGGGAGGCCUGCAGAGGAGCCAGUGCCCCGGGCAUGUGGCCUGUGGAAGGGAAGCGCCAAGUGGGGCUGAACCUUGUGUCCGUCGCCCACCUGGCUGAGCUGCCCCCCGCCCACACGGGAGGCACCGACGGACCGUGUGGGGCCCUCCCCACCCUCCUGCAGUGGGGAGACCUUUUGCGGUGGGGGUGGGGAGUUUCUGGGUGGCUUGCUUUGGGUCAGCGAGGAACUGUGGGGGGCGACCACUGUGCCAAGGGGAGGGGGAGUCUCCAAAGAGACCCUGUGGGUUCCUGGUGCCUACGUGCCCCCCACCCCUGGGCAACACCUCUCCUUCCAUCUCGCCACGGCUCCUCCAGUGCAGGCACUGCCCAGAAGCUGCUCUCUGGCCUUCUGGAGACGCAAGGCUGGCCCCGGCCGGGGGGCCUUGCUGGGCUCUCCUGGGAGGCGCUGCUGGCCCUGCCACGCCCUGCGUCUUCAGGGCUCUGCAUCUCCUCGGGGGACGCCUGCCUCCUCUGAGGGGGCCUUGGGCUGAGGAGAGUCGGCAAAAGGGCGGCGGCGGUGGCAUGUGUCCCCUGCCUAGGUGAGGACGCUGUUCCAGGGUGCAGGGGAGCAGCCGGCCUCCCGCCUGGCCCCCCCCCUCUGCCUGGACUGCUCCACCAGAGCCCUCGGCCAGCUCCACCACAGGACCGUGGGCUCCUCGGAAAGAUGUGGGCAUUUCAAGGGUGGCAGCCCCCCGGGGGUGGAGAACCGGUGCAGGAACCCGGCCGGGAUGCUGUGCCCACCUCCGAGCACCAGGACGAGAGAAGCGGCCUCUCGCCUCUCCUGCACUGCAGCCCCUCUCGACUCCAGCAGCUAUUCGGUCCUUGCGCGGCCACCCACCCCCCUCCCCGCACCCCAGCCGCACGCUUCCCGAAGGCACCGGUCUGCCCCUGGUCGCCUCUCUAGGCCCGAGGGGGUGGGGGGCUCACUGCAUCCCCAACACGCUCACUGCUGUUACUGGACCAAUAAACAUUUUGUAUAAAA
Messenger RNA from Varanus komodoensis (Komodo dragon), 5650 nucleotides. It is a transcript of the gene LTBP4, whose product is annotated as latent transforming growth factor beta binding protein 4. The record is from RefSeq and is a predicted model, not a curated record. The transcript is spliced from 29 exons. Lineage: Eukaryota; Metazoa; Chordata; Lepidosauria; Squamata; Varanidae. The coding region runs from base 51 to 4445 and encodes 1464 amino acids. Gene Ontology annotation, molecular function: calcium ion binding.